AUGGCGACCGUACAUUCUGGACGCCAGGGCAAGCCUGCCAAUCUCUUAAAGAAAGGCACAGUGACGACAAAAACCCACCGAUUUGAAUCUUUCUCCCAGCGCGUCGUUAAAUUAAAAAUUGAUCCUAUCCAUCGUGUGCGGCGAACCAGCGUUGGUGAUGACAGCGACUCGGACUCGGACACGUACUUCAGGGCUUCCCUAGAGCACUGGAUGGAACUUAACCUGUCGGAAAAUUUUACUCAGUUCUCCCAACGAGUUAAUCGACUGUGCGAAAGCUUACCGCAGAUUCUUCAUCAUGAGGAUCGAAUAAUGGGAUUGUUGGCCGAGUAUAUCGCAAAAGGAGAUGAGAUGAGCAUGGAACCCCUGCUGAGUCUUGUAGCUCAGUUUGCGCGGGACUUGGGCCAGCGAUUCGAAAGACACUUUGCGUCGGCCGUCACGUUGGUGGCUUCCGUCGCCGCUACACACUCAAAUAUCGAGGUGAUAGAAUGGAGUUUUACAUGUCUGGCAUGGAUUUUCAAGUUCCUAUCCCGUCUCCUUGUCCCGGACCUACGCCAACUGCUGGGAAUAAUGUCUCCGUACCUUGGGAAGGAAAAACAAAAACACUUCGUGACAAGAUUUGCUGCGGAGUCUAUGUCAUUCUUGGUCCGGAAGGCCGCUCUUGUCUACUACAAAAACAAGGCACCGCUUGACAGAGCCGUUACCUUCCUUUUCGAGGAUCUCGCUAGCACUGAUGGAGCGCGCCAAAUUUCAAUGUAUCAACAGGGCCUUAUGUCAAUGUUUGCAGAUGCGAUUAAGGGGGUUAAUGGUGGUAUUCAUUCAAGUGGAGCAGAUAUCUUGCGUUGCCUAAUCAGUGCCGCUGUUGUGCAAGAUGAAACCCAGAGUGCCCUCGCAGGGCAGGUUCUUAGCGGGGUUGUCACUAAUCUGGUUCAUCAUACUUCUGUAAACACCUUUGGUUCAGUGCUUGAUGUGAUCUGUGAUCAUGUUGAAUCCAUUAAACACAAUGGCAACAUUGCAGCGAUGAAGAUUGACAUCCGCUUGGUUUUUGUUAGCGUAACCGCGCGCAAGGGUUCUAGGGUUAAAAACUGGAGAAGAGCACAUGAAGCUCUCAUGAUCCUUCUCACUCGCGUCGUUAAGUCAUCUAAUACCCCGGGGUAUUCCGUUCAACUGCUCCUAGCUGCUGUGGUCGUUGCAGUGCAGACGUCCCCUAUGGAUGAAUUGCUGUCGUUUAUGCGCCCUAUUAUGGAAUUAAUCAGCGAUGAUCAACUGAGGGACUACUUCCUCCCAUUUUGCUCUUUUUUCUCUAAUUUCGGGGCUGAACGCUUCCAGAGUGUUGUGCUCCCAUACUUUCAGCGGUUCAUUACUUCGCUCUGGGGCGAUUACGAAUCCGGACUUUGCCAUAUAUUACCACAACUUCAAACUGCCCGUUGUGUCACUUCGGAGCCCAACAGACCCGGGUAUUUGACUUGUCCUAGUGGCUGGAAGGAUGCAAUCGUCGAAAGGCUGCGCAAACCCAAUCCAAGUGCCCAGGAUAUCUCAUUCCUAAAUUCUUAUACUAAGCUUCACAACGCUAUAUCCCUCUCUUCUGAGCCUUCGAUUCUUCCACAAUUAGUCCGCUGCCUCCACGGUAAACUAACGGCUGCUUUGGCACAAGCUCCCAACCUUGGAGAAAGCCAAAUUAUAUUUGCUCGAGGCCAAGGUUUUUUGGCUUACGUCCACCUCGCUUCUGUAUUGGGCUUACUUGAUUUACAGCUUUGGAGAUUGAUAGUUUCCAACGGACCUGACUGCGCAAAUUGCCCGGUUUUCCUUGAAGCUACCUUAGCUUAUUUGUCCGUUUGUCACAAAUGCGAUCAGGCAACCGAUGUCAACCUUGAGCCGUUUGCUACAAUUCUGAUCCACAAUCUUUCUAGUCCAUCACACGAAAUUAGACUGUUUUCCCUUAAAAUUCUACAAAUUUUGUUGUCUCAGGAGAACGAUGGCAACAAUACUUACAUAGAAAUAGCAAUCGAAAUUGAACAAAGCGAGCUAACCCUCCAUGCAGCGAGGGCUCUAUCAAUGCAAGUACGCAAACUUGCCAUCGCAUACCCAACAUUGUCUUCCCAGAAGUGGAUGGAUCGGAUUAUUCCGAAUUUCUGUUUUGGCUUGCUAUCGAAAAGGCUAGCAUCUCUGUGGGAUGACGCAUGUGAAGCAAUUAAGGCAAUUUGCGAGGUGCGAAAUGGAGAGACCGUUGUUGCGGAGCUUGCUAUGCGCUGGCUGCAAGAGCCUGGCUCGCUUAGAACCGAUGCCAGUACGCCUGGGGAAGAGCCGCAGGAAUCGCAUAUCUCGUCGGACUUCGAAUGCUUUAACGUUUCAAAUAUCGAGAAAACCUCCUUACUAAAUUUCAUUGAUUCCCACAACUACGAUUCUUUGCUUGCAGAAGCUUUCAAGUCUACACAUUCGACGGAAGUAAAACUCUCUACUUCUCCUCGAACACAAGCUCUCAAGGUCCUUGGAUCUGUGCCUCAGGUGGCAGAGAAACGAUCUCGACUAUUUGUUCCUCUAUUUCUAACAUGGGCAGCUUAUGAUGAUGACAUCACUACCGUUAACGAGUCCAAUGCUUCAGGUGCAGGUGGAGGAGAAUAUGGCUCCCCUUCUUCCUGGAAUUUGCGCGACCGGAAAGCUAUGCUCGACAUCUUUGGAAAAUUCGUGAACCCCAAGGUUUUAUACAAGGCAGCAGAGGUCCAUGAAGCGUUACUUGGCCUUCUUGGUAACGGUGAUACGGAAGUUCAGAAAUCUGCACUGAAGGCUAUAUUCACAUGGAAGUCGCCAGCAAUUCAACCAUAUGAGACGAACAUAUUGAAUCUUGUGGAUGAUGCAAGGUUCCGAGAUGAAUUAUCUGUUUUCUUAAAUGUUAGCCAAGAGGCUAAUACGAUUAAGGAAGAUCACCGUGCAGAUUUAUUGCCGGUUUUGCUAAGACUUCUGUAUGGCAAAAUUGUUGCUCGCGGGGGCUCUCGUGGUGGACAAGGGACCCAGGAGGCACGCAGAAAAACCAUUUUAAGAACGAUAUCCCAGCUUUCUGAAAAUGAUUUUGACAACUUUAUUCAAAUAUCGUUUGGUCCUUUGAACGAUGUUAGUGUCCUCGAAACCGACGCCAAGCAUGUCCAACCUCUAGAACAAGAGAUAAUUGGCGUCAGAAAGCAGUAUGGUCUUCUGAAAAUGGUGGAAACGAUGUUCGAAACUUUGAAGACGAAGAUGUCACCCUUUGUUGAACGUUCCAUGAAUGCGAUUCUAUACUGUCUUGUCCGAGCAGGUAGGAAGUUGAAGGAGGACAGUUCAGAAAACCACCACUCAUCUCUCAUUCGCAGCAUCCGGCAGACAGGUGUUCAUUGCCUUGAUUUGGUAUUUUCUAUUUCACCCUAUUAUGAUUGGACUCCAUACAUGCCCCUGAUUUUCAACGAGAUUAUCAGCCCAAGGUUAAGCAAUUUCUCCGUGGAAACGGCGCAAAGCGUAUCCGGCCUUCUUCACCUAUUCCAUACUUGGGCAUCCAGCCCUAAAUCAGCACUCUACUUCCUUUACGGAAACCAACAGAUCAUUCAACGAAUAGUUGAUUGUCUGGCUGUGGAAUCUGCCCGUGAGGAAGUCAAGAUAUUCGUUCUAAAUGAGAUCCUGAACAGCCUCAUUAGUCGCGCGGAUGGAGAGAUAAACGAUCCGGAGAAUUUACCAGAUGCGGCAACAACAGAUCUAAUUCGGUGCAAAGUACUGGCACCUCAUGUCGAAUACAUAUUGACUCAUGUCGAAUUUCUCCUUAGAAGUCAAUCUACCCGUCAACUUACGAUGGCUGCAAUUGAGACGCUGUCUAAGCUCGCACCGUUUGUCCAAUCAUCACAAGAGACCACGAAGUUAAUUAGUACAGUAACGUUUCUUCUUAAUGAACCUGCAGAUCGAGUACCUCCCAAAGCCAAAAGCGGACUUCUACGUGUCAUGCAAUAUUUCCUACCCUUAUAUGAUCCACGCGAUAAUGCGGACCUCAGCCGGCGAAUCUUUGAAGUCAUCUCCUCUCUAUUCGAUUACUUCAAGGAUAAUCCGAACCGUGGAGUGCUCUCUUCCGUAUUUUCUGCAUUUGCAAACCAUGAAGUCGACCUUAAAGCUGUUGCCGAAUUAUGUGCAGACCUAAAUGCUAUUUCAGACAAAAGACUUGACGAAUUAGAUUUCGAUCGACGACUUGGGGCGUUUAACAAAAUAAAUGAACAGAAAUAUAAGGAGUUUACGUCUAGACAAUGGAAUCCAUUGCUAUUCAAUCUUCUCUAUCAUGUGAAAAACGAAGAGGAGCUUGCAAUUCGAUCUAGUUCAUCAUUUGGAUUGAAGAGGUUUAUCGAGAGCGUUGUUUCAAAGCUAGAGGAUGAUAAUGGAGAGUACGCUUUCUUACUCGAGAAAAUUUUGCUGCCUGCGUUGCGGAAUGGAGCCAAACACCCUGUCGAGAUGGUUCGGGCGGAGUUCGUGUCUAUCAUGGGCUAUUUCAUAAAGCAUAACCCGAACCACCCGGCUGUUCGUGGCAUGGUGGACUUACUAGCUGGUGGUGAUGAAGAGGCAUCGUUCUUCAAUAAUAUUCUCCAUAUUCAACAACAUCGUCGUCUUCGAGCUUUGCGGCGUCUCGCUGCUGAAGCUAAACGAGGAAAAUUUGAGUCUUCAAAUAUUAGCUCCUUUUUCCUACCUCUCAUUGAACAUUUUGUGUUUGAUCAAGAGGAAAAUGAUAGUGCCCAUAACCUGGCGGCGGAGGCAGUUACAACUAUCGGGGUUCUGUCUGAAUGGUUAGAGUGGAACCAAUUCAGAGCAAUAUUCCGUAGGUAUAGGGGAUACGUGCGAAGUCGCCUCGGAAUGGAAAAGAACGUCAUACGUCUUCUAGGACAGCUGACCGAUGGUUUGUCUCGAGCGAUGAAUAUUAUUGGCAAAAAAGAACAACCUGUUACGGAGGAUGAAAAAGUGGAAAGCAUUGAGGGAAAACCUGCAAUUAAGACCAAUCUCUCCAAGACUUUGCCUGCGGAAACUCGCAUUUACACGGAACUGAAAAGCAACUUCAUCCCUUUCUUAUCCGAAUUUGUGCAUCAGAAGGAUGAAUCUGAAGUUCAUCUUCGCAUUCCAGUCGCAGUUAUAACUGUCAAGUUACUGAGGCUUCUUCCUGAGGAAGACAUGGCUCUUCUCCUCCCCUCCCUACUUCUAGACCUAGCUAAUGUUCUUAAAAGUCGGUCUCAGGAUGCUAGAGAUUUGACCAGAAGAACACUCGCUGAUGUCGCACUUAUUCUUGGGCCAUCUUAUUUUGGAUAUAUACUAAAAGAAUUGCGGAGCACGUUGACAAAGGGAUACCAACUUCACGUGUUAUCCUUUACAGUACAUUCUAUUCUCGUGGCGACCAGUGAUCAUUUUGAGCCGGGCGACUUGGAUCAGAAUCUUGACGCCCUCGCAGCGGUAGUGAUGGAUGAUAUUUUCGGCACCGUUGGCCAGGAAAAGGACGCUGAAGAGUAUGUGAGCAAAAUGAAGGAGGUAAAAAGUAGCAAAAGCUAUGAUUCCAUGGAGCUUCUCGCGAAAAUCUCCACAAUUCGCCAUCUCUCGGCUCUUAUCAACCCAGUGCAAGCGCUUUUGCGAGAGAAACUCACGGCCGCUAUCAUCAGAAAAGUCGAUGAACUGCUUAGACGAAUUGGCAUCGGCCUGCUGCGGAACCCUGGUGCUGAAAGCCGCGAUCUUCUAGUUUUCUGUUACGAGGUGAUAAAGGAGUCAUACAAAACUGAAGCGCUGCAGAUUGAAACCCAUGAGCAAGGAAACAGAGCCCGUUUCAUCGUCAAUUUGCUCAAUCCGAGGAACCGCAUGAAUCGAGGAAGCACAUCCUCAUAUAUUUACAAGCUUUCUCGCUUUGCGCUUGAUGUUCUCCGCGCCGUACUAAAUAAGCACCAAUCGCUCAUGACUGCCGCCAACGUUGCCGGAUUUCUUCCCGUUAUUGGAGACGCCAUGUUACAGAGCUAUGAAGAGGUCAAACUGUCUGCCAUUAGGCUCCUAUCCACGAUCAUUAAAAUCCCACUCCCCGAACUCGAUAGAAACUCUGAGGUAUAUCUAAUGGAAGCCAUUAAAAUGAUCAAGGAAGCCCCGAACACAAAUACAGAAGCUGCGCAAGCCGCCUUGAAACUUAUCGCUUCCAUUCUACGCGAACUCAAGAGCACAAAGCUGAAGGACUCUCACCUUGGUUAUUUGUUGAAGCGAAUAACUGCCGAUAUCGAGGAACCUGAUCGCCAAGGGGUUGCUUUCAAUUUCAUUCGGGCAGUGAUGUCUCGUAAAUUUAUCGUUCCUGAGAUAUAUGAGCUUGUUGACAAUGUUGCGGCGAUGAUGGUAACAAAUCAUACAAGGAGCGCUCGCGACCUCGCAAGAGGCGUCUUCGUACACUUUAUGAUUGAAUACCCUCAAGCCAAGAGCAGAUGGACAAAACAACUUGGGUUCCUCGCCAAAAACCUUGACUAUCAGCAUAAAGAAGGCCGUCAGUGUGUUAUGGAAGCGAUUCAUCUUCUUCUCUCAAAGACCAAUGGCGACCCUGCUCAGGAUAUUGUUAGCACUUUUUUUAUACCAGUGGUAAUGGUUAUGUCUAACGAUGACGCAGUUGAAUGUCGGGAGAUGGCUGGAGUUCUUCUUCAUGAUAUCUUCAGCCGUGCUGAUUCAGAACAGCUACAGUCUAUGCUCUCUCCUCUCCGGUCCUGGUUGGAACAAUCCCAAAACCCAUUGCUCACAACCACUGGGUUACAAGCAAUCAGGAUAUUCUUGGAAUCAGAUCGGAAGAAUAAGGAUGAUGAAGUGCGGUUUGUUGCCCACCGAUUGCCUCGAAUCAUUGGCCCUGCAGUGAAGAAUCGCGAAGGGGAAGGAUGGGAAGUGCUAUAUCAUUCGCUACAGCUCUUCACAAAAGUAUGCCAACUCUUUCCAGGCAUCGCAUUGUCGGGGGAUUGCGAGAAUAUUUGGCGCUAUGUUUGCGAAAGCCUUUUCUAUCCACAUGUCUGGAUAAAGUCAUGCGCAGCAAAUUUAAUUGGAAUAUGGCUUGCAGACGAAGCGAAAGGAAAUGCCUCCAUCGGUUAUGGUUCCGUUCCGCUCAUCAGCGCAUCUGGUCUUAAACUCGAAGGCAGCACGAUGCUGGACAUUAUGCGAGCCAGUCUGCUAUGUCUAAGGUCAACAACCGUUUCUGAAGAUCUCGCAACCCAAACGAUCAGAAACCUGGUGUUCCUUGGACGCUGCUUCAGCCAGAAUAACCUCGAGCUUUCAAAGAAGGUAGAAGAUUUGCCUGACGAUGUUAGCAACGAUAGCGACGAAAGCGACAACAUUGACCCAGCUGCGGCGAAACCCAUGAAACAAAACAAGCCAGCAAUCGAAUUUAUCUUCGAACGAGCAGCUGCCAUCCUUCGGCAAGAACCAAGAACCACCCGUGCAGAUUCUUUGAUCAGUAAAAAGGCUUCCAUGAAACUUCUCGCAGCCCUUUGCACUCAUCUUGACGUCGCUCAAAUAACCCCAUCUCUCCAGACAAUUCUUCUUCCGUUACUACAUCUAACUGAUCCAUCCAUCCCUGCGCCUCGCUCCCUCGACGAGCAGUUCCAGGAUACUUACAAGUCCCUUGUUAGUAGCAGCCAGGAGAUCCUCGAUUUGUUGCAAAAGAGGUUAGGCACGACUGAUUUCGUAACACAAUUGACGGUUGCUCGUGAGAGUGUUAGGUCCAGACGGGAGGCCAGAAGAGUCAAGAGGCGCGUCGAAGCUGUUACUGAUCCUGAGAAGUUUGGCAGAGAAAAGAAGCGGAAGAAUGACUGCAAGCGGGAGAAGAGGAAGGAAAAGGGCAUAGAAUAUCAAGAGCGGAGACGUGGUUGGUAGACGGUUUUUCUCACCAUUUUCUUCUAUUUACAUUUAUUGAGGUUAUUGCAUUGCCCAAUGGUGAUAUUUCGGAAAUAAAUGGCGUUCGGGGGGGAAAUAAUUCAAAUUUCUAGUCUGAAUUUCAUCAACUGGCAAGAUGACACAGCAUUUUAUGUCUCUAUCAUUCAUGUGUAAUAUAGUAUACAGUGAUUAAAGCCGCGAAGAAAAUUCCAAUGCCGGUAUC
This is a messenger RNA of Histoplasma capsulatum G186AR, 8086 nucleotides long. RefSeq lists its product as uncharacterized. The transcript has 2 exons. The coding region runs from base 1 to 7863 and encodes 2620 amino acids. Lineage: Eukaryota; Fungi; Ascomycota; Eurotiomycetes; Onygenales; Ajellomycetaceae. The record is from RefSeq and is a predicted model, not a curated record. Gene Ontology annotation, cellular component: nucleolus; 90S preribosome; small-subunit processome.